Talaromyces stipitatus ATCC 10500 is the source of this 1514-nucleotide messenger RNA. Its product is annotated as mannosyl phosphorylinositol ceramide synthase CSH1, putative. Lineage: Eukaryota; Fungi; Ascomycota; Eurotiomycetes; Eurotiales; Trichocomaceae. The record is from RefSeq and is a predicted model, not a curated record. The transcript has 4 exons. Gene Ontology annotation, biological process: mannosyl-inositol phosphorylceramide biosynthetic process. Gene Ontology annotation, molecular function: mannosyltransferase activity. The coding region runs from base 378 to 1514 and encodes 378 amino acids.
CGUUGCAGACUAUCUCUCAUCUGCAUUUGCGACAGGGAACAGACGUUACUCUACAGCAGAUCAAACGCGACACCAAAUAAAAGUAUAGACGAUACCACUAAUAUUAAUACCCACGAGUGCUUAUUUGGAGCCGGUUUUUUAGACGUCAUCUUUGUCGACUAUUCAUAGAGAAUACAUAUCAUUUCGGAGAGAAAAUUACGGACAGAUUUUCUACAUGAAGAAGCGCGCGCCAUAGCGUAACAAAGAAAUAAACCAAUUUGACUUGUCGCAUAUGCUGUUGAACAUACGAGGUUGAGGCUGUUGAGGCUGUUGAGGCCUUGAACAUAUGACUACCACACAAUACACUUAAUUCACUCUGAGCGAAAUAACCUUAAACCAUGAGCCAUCUCCGAAUCAGACCGCUAGCCGGCAUCCUCGUCCUACUCUGCAUUUUAUACGUUUUGGUUUCGAACAUCUUUAAUUUCAGUCGCAUCUUCUCCAGUCCGCACUCGGGGAUCUCAUUAAGCCAGUCGGCCAUCAGAACAGCAUACUACAACCACACAAUAAACCGGACGCACGAAGCAGUGAUUCCACGCAAGAUUCAUCAGAUAUACCACGAUUGGUCGGGUCAAGGGGGGAAUGUACCACAUACCGCGCAGUGGAUGAGGUUAAGGGAUAGUUGCAUUAACCGCAAUCCGGGUUGGGAGUAUAAAUUAUGGAGCACGGCGGAAUCUAGGGAAUUUCUUCAAAGAGAGUAUCCGUGGGUUCUGCCUAUAUACGACAGCUAUCGGUAUCCCGUUCAGCGUGUGGAUACGCUGAAAUACUUUAUCAUGAGGCAUUACGGUGGUAUCUAUGUUGACAUGGACAACGGCUGCCUCGAAUCUCUCGAACCACUCCGCUACUAUCCGGCCUUCGUGACCGACGGUAUUGAAGGCCCCCUUUUCAUCAACAUCCUGGGCGCCGUGCCUCAUCAUCCCUUCUACGAAUAUCUCACCAAUAAUUUAUGGACCUACAACUUGUUCUACUAUCCGCUCCCUUAUCUCACAAUUAGCUACAAUUCUGGCCGAUGGUUUUUCACGUCUAUGUGGGAGAAAUAUCACGAUAGAGUGAAUUGGAUGAAUUGGAAUCUGAUUCAUUCUGCUGGGGAAGGCGCCGAUCAGAUCCAUGCAUCGAAAAUAAACGAGAAUCAACUCUAUCGUGUCGUUAUGGAGAGUCGCCGGGGCGCCGAACCAUGGGUAUUUUGGAACGAAGGCGCAGGGUUGACAUGGCAAGAUUGGGAUUACUCGAUGUUUUCUUCUAUCGGACAGGAUGCAGCAAAAAUAAUACGGAUUGCUACUGCGGUGACGAUUAGCCUUUCGAUACUGACUCCACUGGUGAUUUGGAGAUGUUGCUGUAGAAGUAGAAAGGCUAAGCAUAAUACUACGGGAGGAUUGAAGACGGUUGCAGCGUUACUUACGCCGGUUUUGUCGCCAGUUUUGGGGUCGAGGGAGAAGAGGGCUGAUUACUUCAUCAAGAAAGGUCAUGAUAUAGUAUGA